Messenger RNA from Castor canadensis (American beaver), 3450 nucleotides. The record is from RefSeq and is a predicted model, not a curated record. NCBI's taxonomy places the organism in Eukaryota, Metazoa, Chordata, Mammalia, Rodentia, Castoridae.
GGUAGUUUGGUGCCAUCUUGUGGCUUGGCCUUGUAGUAACUUCAACACCCAAAGCCAUUUUAAACAAGGUCAGGGCAGUGUAUAAUGUACUGGGAAUUUUCUCCAAAAUGCAGAUCAGCUACUAUAAAUCUGCAUUUAAAAUGUUGAGAAUGUCUUGUUUCUUAUUUGGUCACAUAGAGAGGCAAAAAUAGUAAGCAAGCAAUCUAAUAAACGAGUCUCAGGCUACACUGUUUGCCUCUAGCUGCUCCUGUUUGAACGGUCCUGGAUGAACAGAUGGAAGUCUUCUGUUCUGCACGAAGGGGAAGGGAACAUACGGAGUGUGAAGUGGAGAGGCCAUCUGAUUGCCUGGGCCAAUAAUAUGGGUGUGAAGAUUUUUGACAUCAUCUCAAAGCAAAGAAUUACCAAUGUGCCCCGGGAUGAUAUAAGUCUUCGCCCAGAUAUGUAUCCCUGCAGCCUCUGCUGGAAGGACAAUGUGACCCUGAUUAUUGGCUGGGGGACUUCCAUCAAGAUAUGCUCAGUGAAGGAACGGCAUGCCAGUGAGAUGAGAGAUUUGCCAAGUCGAUAUGUUGAGAUUGUGUCUCAGUUUGAAACUGAAUUCUACAUUAGUGGACUUGCACCUCUCUGUGAUCAGCUUGUUGUGCUUUCCUACGUCAAGGAAGUUUCAGAAAAAACGGAAAGAGAAUUCUGUGCCAGACCUAGACUGGAUAUCAUCCAGCCGCUUUCUGAGACUUGUGAAGAGAUCUCUUCUGAUGCUUUGACAGUCAGAGGCUUUCAGGAGAAUGAAUGUAGAGAUUAUCAUUUAGAAUACUCUGAAGGGGAGUCACUCUUCUACAUUGUGAGUCCAAGAGAUGUUGUAGUGGCCAAGGAGCGAGACCAAGAUGAUCACAUCGACUGGCUCCUUGAAAAGAAGAAAUACGAAGAAGCUUUGAUGGCAGCUGAAAUUAGCCAAAAGAACAUUAAAAGACAUAAGAUGCUGGAUAUUGGCUUGGCAUAUGUAAAUCAUCUGGUGGAGAGAGGAGAAUAUGACAUAGCAGCACGCAAAUGCCAGAAGAUUCUUGGUAAAAAUACAGCACUGUGGGAAUAUGAAGUUUAUAAAUUUAAGGAAAUUGGACAGCUUAAGGCUAUUAGUCCUUAUUUGCCAAGAGGGGAUCCAGUCCUGAAACCACUCAUCUAUGAAAUGAUCUUACAUGAAUUUUUGGAAAGUGAUUAUGAGGGUUUUGCUACACUGGUCCGAGAAUGGCCUGGAGAUCUGUAUAACAAUUCAGUAAUAGUUCAAGCAGUCCGGGAUCACCUGAAGAAAGAUAGUCACAACAAGACUUUACUUAAAACCCUGGCAGAAUUGUACACCUAUGACAAAAACUAUGGCAAUGCUCUGGAGAUAUACUUAACAUUAAGACAUAAAGAUGUUUUCCAAUUGAUCCACAAGCACAAUCUUUUCAGUUCUAUCAAGGAUAAAAUAGUUUUAUUAAUGGACUUUGACUCAGAGAAAGCUGUUGAUAUGCUUUUGGACAAUGAAGAUAAAAUUUCAAUUAAAAAAGUAGUGGAAGAAUUAGAAGACAGACCAGAGUUGCAGCAUGUGUAUUUGCACAAGCUCUUUAAGAGAGACCAUCAUAAGGGGCAACGCUACCAUGAAAAACAGAUCAGUCUUUAUGCUGAAUAUGAUCGACCAAACUUACUUCCCUUUCUUCGAGACAGCACUCAUUGCCCACUUGAAAAGGCUCUUGAGAUCUGUCAACAAAGAAACUUUGUAGAAGAGACAGUCUAUCUUCUGAGCCGAAUGGGUAAUAGCCGAAGUGCCCUGAAGAUGAUUAUGGAGGAAUUACAUGAUGUUGAUAAAGCAAUCGAAUUUGCCAAGGAGCAAGAUGAUGGAGAACUCUGGGAAGACCUGAUUUUAUAUUCCAUCGACAAACCACCAUUUAUUACUGGUUUGUUAAACAACAUUGGCACACAUGUUGACCCAAUUCUUCUGAUUCACCGUAUUAAGGAAGGAAUGGAGAUUCCUAAUUUGAGAGAUUCCUUGGUUAAAAUUCUGCAAGAUUACAAUUUGCAAAUUCUGCUUCGUGAAGGCUGCAAGAAGAUUCUUGUAGCUGACUCUUUGUCAUUACUGAAGAAAAUGCACCGAACUCAAAUGAAAGGUGUUCUGGUUGAUGAGGAAAAUAUCUGUGAAUCAUGCCUUGCCCCUGUCCUUCCUACAGAUGCAGCUAAGCCCUUCAGCGUGGUGGUCUUCCACUGCCGGCACAUGUUCCACAAGGAGUGCCUGCCCGUACCCAGUAUGAACUCUCCUUCACAGUACUGCAACAUCUGCAGUGCUAAGAAUCGAGGACCAGGAAGUGCAAUUCUGGAGAUGAAGAAAUAGCGGGAUGCAGCUCACCAGUCUCUCCCUUACCUCUCUGUUCUUGCAACCACAAAAGCAUCUGUUGACACCAGUGUUGUAAAGAGACUUGUUCACAGUUAUGUUGUACUCAGAUCAGUUUCUCCGUCUCUGCCUGCCUCCCAGAGGUUUCUCCUUGCUGGUAAUAAAGAAGAUGGGGCUUUUCGUAUGUCUUGAACUGUUCGAGUUCAGAGUCAGUAUUUCAUCCUUUAUUUGUUUGGCUCAUCCCUUUUUUUUAGCAAAUGAAAACAUGUCUCAGAUUUAGAAAUGAAUUUUUUAGACCUUAGUAAAACCAUUCAACCAUGAAGUAUACUGCUGAGAAUUAUCCUAGCUCUCUGAGAAUGUCACCAAAUAUAGUUAUCCAGUAAGCCCUGUCACAGCUUGGAUCUUGUUCUCCCAUGCUCUGCUGCAAUGAUUCUGCCAUUCUGGGCUUGGCUUUUUUUUAUAUAUGGCAUUUAAUGAAAUGCUGUAUAAGUUGUCAUUCAUUCAGUGACAUCUGGGAAUAGCAUUAGCAGCCAAUGUCCUGUGACUUUGUAUUUAUUAACCCCAUUGCUCUGUGCAUUCUGACUGGAAGAGUAUCUGGCCUUGUCAGGCACUCUGUAUUUGUUGGCAGAAUAAAUGUUUGCUCUUCUCAUUUGAUAGACAUUUACUGGAAUGAACAAUUGUCAUUAAGAAGUCUAGUACUCCCUUAAAGAAUAGAAGAGAGUUUCAGCUCCUUAGUAUCUGAGACAUUGAGUUUAGGUUUUGCAAGUAGGGAGGAAAGCUAUCUUGUCAAACCUGAGGGGGAUUCUCAAGAGAAAUGGGAUGGCUUAAUAUCAGAGACUGGGUAGAGGUUGUUCCUUUUUGCCUUUGCAGAGCCUCAUUAUAGAAUAAAGCAUAUAAUGAAAGGAGCUCAAAUGAAUCACCAUGUCUUACAGUUGUUGACUAGUUUUGUGGACACAUUGCCAUCCUCUAAUGGGUGUAACAGUAUGAGAAACUCAUUGUUCCUGUCAUUGGUUCCAUAAACAGAAAUGAGAGCAGCCCUCUGCUGCUGUCCUUUGGUGGGAAAAUGGGAUGCUGAUGAGUCCUGAGCACCUGCA